AUGGAAUACGAGACCGAAUCCGUUCUACACACCACACCGAACGAUGCGCUGGGUGAUUCGCUCGCCCAACAUAGUGAGAGCUCCAACCUAUCUGUGGACCCAUUCUACGAAGACCUCACGAAAGCUUUCCGCUAUAUUUCUUCUGCAGGUCUUUGGUAUCUACGUUACGAGCCAUUUCUCCGCAGAACAUCCGCAGAUAGGGAGUUCACCAAGAUCGCGAAGGCAAGCAUGUCAUACCUCAAGGACAACCGCGAAUGUCGCUUUGACCCAUUCAUGCCGUACCAUCAACAGUACAUGUCCGGAACUCUGGUACAGCUUUACGAACACAUGGAGUAUGGUUCGCUCGGCGACGCUGUCUUUCGCCACAUGACGGGCUGGUAUGAUGUAAUCGAGUGUUCACGAUUCUGUGGGUAUACAUGGCACCAGUGCUGUCGCUGCGGUCUUUUUCAUUGCCACCACGACUCCAUCGACAUUCUUGAUUCACGCGAUGUCCCGACCGCGGUGACAUAUAUGCACCAAACGACAAACGACCUAGUACCCAUCGACCAAUUGGCGUUCCAGGAUCUCGCAAAAAGAGCGGAGCAGUACUUGGCUUUCACCAACGACUACGAUAUCUGGCCGGAUGCAGAAGUUGCAGCUUUUCGGGAAUUCUCUGGUCCUGUUGUUGAAUGGCUACACUACGAGAACGGCAUUGAACGGAUCGAGUGGACAGCAUUCAAGGACAUCGCUGCAGCAGUGACGGGAUUCUUAUCCUACGAGCCACCACCAUACUUUCCCCACUUUUUACGAUUGCCGGCUGAGAUUCGAAAGAUCGUUUACCACCACUAUCUUUCCGGAAACGGCGCUGUCUUUCUGGCCGACUCUUCCAGCUGUAAUAUCUGGGCCUGCUGUAUCUGGAACUAUCAGUCGCUGACCGUUUGCAAACAUAGCCAGAAGACUCUGACCCCAAUCGGACAAGCUUACAGAGAUGUCGGAGGUUGGUACGCGGCUUUGAGUCUCACAUGCGGGCAGUUGCAGGGCGAGAUCAUUGUCUUCAUGCUAGAGCGCACACAGCAGAUUGUUCUCAACCUCGAGGAGGGUGGCGGCGACGGCGGUGCGUGGUUUUACGACAUUCUGGCAGCAAUUCCUCGUGGUGACGGUCUGCGGGCAGUGAAGCACCUAGCCUUUCGUCUUGAGCAUCUGUGCCACGACUCUCAGUCGUCACCCAUUCCAAAAAGCCCUAUGGUGGAGCUUGCACUCGCCUGUACUUCUCUCCGAGAAAUCGAGUGGACAAUCAAUACCCAAGAGCUCUUCUGCAUUAGCUCUCCAACCAGCUUGGGCAGCCCACGAUCUGUAGACGCGCUACUAGAAAGGUUCGCACUCCGGGCUUUGAUCAAUUGUGAGAGUCUGAAGCGAAUUCGCAUCAGAGGUGUGUAUGAAAGUAUUGAAUGGCAGAGUAAUCCAAGUGACUGGGACGUCCUUUUCGGCGUGGGGAAGUGGUUGAUGAAGGGCAUUCUGGUUCGACAAGAGCGGCGCAUUCAGGUGAUCCUACACCGUCCUGAUACUGACUGGUAUGCACUAGGAAUACUCGUGAAGCUAGAUGAGGCAGACGAGAAAGAAGUAGAAGAUAUGUGCAAGGCGAAGAAAGCGAAAGCUUUGCUUGCACCAGUGCAGGCAGAGCAAGACCUAGGCUUUUUGCCAAGUCUCUUUGGCGACAAAGUAUGA
This is a messenger RNA of Alternaria arbusti, 1704 nucleotides long. RefSeq lists its product as uncharacterized. Lineage: Eukaryota; Fungi; Ascomycota; Dothideomycetes; Pleosporales; Pleosporaceae. The record is from RefSeq and is a predicted model, not a curated record. Bases 1 to 1704 code for a protein of 567 amino acids. The transcript has a single exon.